Pyrus x bretschneideri (Chinese white pear) is the source of this 1210-nucleotide messenger RNA. RefSeq names its product GDSL esterase/lipase At5g45910-like. Gene Ontology annotation, molecular function: hydrolase activity, acting on ester bonds. NCBI's taxonomy places the organism in Eukaryota, Viridiplantae, Streptophyta, Magnoliopsida, Rosales, Rosaceae. The coding region runs from base 38 to 1141 and encodes 367 amino acids. The record is from RefSeq and is a predicted model, not a curated record. The transcript is spliced from 5 exons.
CAAACAAACUCCGAUCGAAUUGGCAAAACAUUACAAAAUGAAGUUGAUUAAUAUCCUUGUAGUCUCCUCUGCAUGCCUCACGUUGUGUUUGAGCACUCUAGUCUCGUCAAGUCUUCAACCCUACCAGGCAAUAUUCAACUUUGGCGACUCCCUCAGCGACACCGGAAAUUUCCUUCUCUCCGGUGCCCUUGCAUUUCCCGUCAUCGGAAAGCUCCCUUAUGGAGAGACCUUUUUUCAACACGCAACCGGUCGCUGCUCCGAUGGACGGCUUGUCGUCGAUUUCAUUGUUGAGGCAUUUGGGUUGCCACUUUUGCCACCCUACCUAGCACUGAACAAAACCCAAGAUAUUCAGCAUGGAGUGAACUUUGCUGUUGCUGGAGCCACUGCACUUGACCCAGAAUUCUUCUACCAAAGAAAAAUCGGACUAGCUAUGUGGACGAAUGACUCUUUGAGCACUCAGCUUGGUUGGUUCAAGAAGCUGAAGCCAUCACUUUGCAGCACCAAACAAGAGUGUGACAACUACUUCAAGAAGACUCUCUUUCUGGUGGGGGAGAUAGGUGGAAACGAUUACAAUUACGCUUUCUUUGUCGGUGGCAACAUUAAACAGCUCAAAGCUUCAGUACCAUAUGUUGUUGGAGCAAUUACUAACGCCACCAGUGCAUUGAUAGAAGAAGGAGCAGUGGAGUUGUUGGUGCCUGGAAACUUGCCAAUUGGGUGUUCAGCCGUAUAUUUGACUUUGUUUCAAACCCCUAACAGAUCUUAUUACGAUAAACGAAAUGGGUGUUUGAAGGCUUUCAAUACUUUCUCCAAAUACCAUAACAGUGAGCUCAAACGUGCCCUAGCAACACUGAGACAGAAAUACCCUCAUGUAAACAUAAUAUAUGCUGACUACUAUGGCGCAGCCAUGCCCUUUUUCCAUGCCCCUCAACAUUAUGGAUUCAAAAGUGGGACUCUGAGGGCAUGCUGUGGAGGAGGAGGACCAUACAAUUUCAAUAAUUCAGCAAGGUGUGGACACAUAGGAUCAACUGCCUGUAAAGAUCCAUCUUCCUAUGUAAACUGGGAUGGAAUUCACUUAACAGAAGCUGCUUAUCGCUACAUUGCCAAGGGCUUGAUCCAUGGCCAGUUUACAAAACCCAUUUAGCUUAUAUAUGAUUAGUUACUUCGUCUUGAUCGUGUACUUUGAUAAAUAAAAAACGAGACCUUUUUUUUU